Messenger RNA from Erinaceus europaeus (western European hedgehog), 4975 nucleotides. RefSeq names its product SMAD family member 9 (gene SMAD9). The coding region runs from base 336 to 1736 and encodes 466 amino acids. Gene Ontology annotation, molecular function: DNA-binding transcription factor activity, RNA polymerase II-specific; I-SMAD binding; RNA polymerase II cis-regulatory region sequence-specific DNA binding. Gene Ontology annotation, biological process: transforming growth factor beta receptor signaling pathway; cell differentiation; BMP signaling pathway. The record is from RefSeq and is a predicted model, not a curated record. Gene Ontology annotation, cellular component: heteromeric SMAD protein complex. Lineage: Eukaryota; Metazoa; Chordata; Mammalia; Eulipotyphla; Erinaceidae. The transcript is spliced from 7 exons.
AGACACAAGGGAGAGAGACAGAGAAGGAGAGAGACAUCCCAGCAUUACUCCACUGCCUGUGAAGCUUCCCUUGGAGCAAGUGCUUCCAUGUGGUACUGGGGGCUGGAACCAGUGUCCAUACUCAUAACAGCUGGAGUGGACCGUUCCAUCCCAGGGUCUAAGAGAAAGUCACAGUUAGUUUCAAAAAGGAAGGAAGACCCAUGGCCUCCUUGGAGAGUGUGUACCUAUGACAUCUCUGCAGAGAAAUUCGCCUCCUUCUUCCCUGGGGCCCUGCAGACAGUGGCAGGCUGUCUGCACCACUCCUGUUUGCCCUGGACGCCUGUGGUCCACCUCUUAUGCACUCCAGCACCCCCAUUAGCUCCCUCUUCUCCUUCACCAGCCCGGCAGUGAAGAGACUGCUAGGCUGGAAGCAAGGAGAUGAAGAGGAAAAGUGGGCAGAGAAGGCAGUUGACUCUCUAGUAAAGAAACUGAAGAAGAAGAAAGGGGCCAUGGAUGAGCUGGAAAGGGCCCUCAGCUGUCCGGGCCAGCCCAGCAAAUGUGUGACGAUCCCUCGCUCUCUGGACGGAAGGCUACAGGUGUCCCACCGCAAGGGUUUGCCACAUGUCAUUUACUGCCGAGUGUGGCGCUGGCCUGAUCUCCAGUCUCACCACGAGUUGAAGCCACUGGAGUGCUGUGAGUUUCCAUUCGGCUCCAAGCAGAAAGAAGUCUGCAUUAAUCCUUAUCACUACCGCAGGGUGGAGACUCCAGUGCUGCCUCCGGUACUGGUACCAAGACACAGUGAAUACAACCCCCAGCUCAGCCUCCUGGCCAAGUUCCGCAGCGCCUCCCUCCACAGUGAACCACUCAUGCCCCACAAUGCCACCUACCCUGACUCCUUCCAGCAACCUCCCUGCUCUGCAUUCCCUCCUUCACCUGGGCAGUUCUCCCAGUCCUCAUGCAUGGCCAGUUACCCUCACUCCCCAGGAAGCCCUUCGGAGCCAGAUAGUCCCUAUCAGCAUCCAGUUGACACACCACCCCCGCCUUAUCAUGCCACUGAAGCCCCAGGGACCCAGAAUGGCCAACCUGUAGAUGCCACAGCUGAUAGUCAUUUAGUGCUGCCCGUGCCUAAUGGAGACUUCCGGCCAGUGUGCUAUGAGGAGCCGCAGCACUGGUGCUCAGUUGCCUACUAUGAACUGAACAACCGAGUUGGGGAAACUUUCCAGGCUUCCUCCCGAAGUGUGCUCAUAGACGGAUUCACAGAUCCUUCGAAUAACAGGAACAGAUUCUGUCUUGGACUUCUUUCUAAUGUUAACAGAAAUUCAACAAUAGAAAACACCAGGAGACACAUAGGAAAGGGUGUGCAUUUAUACUAUGUUGGAGGAGAGGUCUAUGCUGAGUGUGUGAGUGACAGCAGUAUCUUUGUACAAAGCCGGAACUGCAACUACCAGCACGGCUUCCAUCCAGCCACCGUCUGCAAGAUCCCUAGUGGCUGCAGCCUCAAGAUUUUCAACAACCAGCUCUUUGCACAGCUGCUGGCGCAGUCAGUUCACCAUGGAUUUGAAGUUGUUUAUGAGUUAACUAAGAUGUGUACUAUCCGAAUGAGUUUUGUUAAGGGCUGGGGAGCCGAGUAUCAUCGCCAAGAUGUCACAAGCACUCCCUGUUGGAUUGAGAUUCAUCUUCAUGGGCCAUUGCAGUGGUUGGACAAAGUUCUGACUCAAAUGGGGUCUCCACAUAACCCCAUUUCUUCAGUGUCAUAACAGUCGUGUUUCAGCCUACAUUUCUACAGAGUAAAUGCUGUUGCAGGCCAGGGCUUUUAUCAUAUCAGAUUGCAACAAACUGAGGUUUCUAAGUACAUGUUUAAAUACAUAUUAUAUGCACUGUUCCUGCUUUUAUCACCAUUUGUCCUGUGCUAACCUGAUGCCAGUAUAUAGCUGUUAGAAAAUCAGAUUUGGCUUUUUAUUUUGUGCCUAUGCUACAAGUUACAGCAAAUCCUUUUAUAAGAGGAAAUAAUUCAAAGUCAACAGCUAUGCCAAUAGCAUUUGAAGGGUAUUGGAAUAAAAUGCAGCUUUAGUCAAUCAUGUCAUUAUAAGGCACACUGUGUGGCCUACCGGAAAAAUAUUAGCUGUUUAUAUAGCAAAAAGCAGUUAUUAGCAGCACUAGAACAAAUAAUACAUCCAGACAAAACAAAGAAUCAAACCUAUAAAACUUUAAAGAAUUUCAUUCUUAGUAUCAGUGGCAAAACAAACAAAAACAAACUUGUACAAUCAAUUAUGUAAGAUGUAAGAUAAGACACUUAUUUUUUAUUCUAUUUCUGAAGUUGAAAUACCUAUAGCUGGACUAUUAUGCGGAUAUGAACGAUACAUUUUAAAAAGAUUUAAACUGUGAUUGGAAAAGAAAUUGAAGCAUGGUCAUAUUACCUCAUUAUAUACCUAUCACUAUUUUAAAGAAAACGAGUCUAAUAUGGGAAGAUAAACAUGAAAUUAGCAUGGCAUUAAUAAUAUUUCCAAAUUGCAAGCUAAGAUCAGAACUUGUCUAAGAAUCACCCAGGUAAACUCCUGCUUUCCAUGAAGAAAGUCAGGUCCCUGUGUUCCUGGCUAUAUUUAUGUUGGGUUGUCUGUUCUGCAAGACUUCUGAGUUUGUAUAGUAACUACAUGACUACGUGCUUAAGUUCCUGGUGUGGAAGGAAUGAAACACAUAGCAUGUUUACUUCUAUUUUCUCACAUUCCUAUAUUAAAAAUCAGGUGAGGAUGUCCCUUGUGCUAUGUCUUCCUCACUUACUGGCAAAUGUUAACUAACUAUAGACUAUUAAAACAAUGGUAGAACAUUUGGGAAAAUCUGGAUACAUUGCUUGGACCAAACUCUUGGGUUAUUUAACAGUGUCUCUAUGGAUUAAAUCAUUUGCUAGGCAAGUCUGGUGAUCUCUUUAAUAACUUUCCACAUGAAAAUGAUGUUUUCAUAAUUGAGGUAACAUCUAGGGGAAACUGUGGAACUGAAUAAUAGGAUUUAAGAACAAAUCCACAAUAUUUAAAAAGUAAACUUUUUUUUUUUUACUCUUGGGUGGUAGAGAAAAAUUCCCCAAAAUUUCAUAUGUAAGAAUAUAAUUCUCACCCACUAAACACUGCAUUUCUUGGGAAAACAUUUCACACCCUCUUAAAAUGUUUAUUUUAGGAAGGUGAACAUACUUGUAAUAGAUGGUACAUCAGUAAUUAAAAAGAUUUCUCCAUUUGUACAUCCUCUCUCAGCUCUAGCAUUAGUGCACAAAGUAGUCAUUUCUCAAUAAAUUGAAUUCAAGGUAGAAAUGAUCAUGUUAAAAGAAGGAGUACUACUGUCACCUCUUAUAAUGACUAGUGUUAUGUAAUAGAAACAUUCAUAUAUACAAUAGAAAAUAGAUGUUACAUUUCACAUUAAAACUAGGUGACCUAUUUAGCAUUUAGAACCCCCCCCAUAGUUUAUUGGUUUAUCAACUAUGUAUUGUGCACUUAUAUAUGCCUGGUACAAUGUUAGGUACUGUGGAAUCAAAUAUAAACACGAGACAGGUCUAGCCCACUGGAGAUGAGAACUAACAGUAAAUCUGUACAGAUUUCUUCAUGUUUUAGAUCUUUUCAAACAAAACAGGUGAGUUGUCUUUUGCUUGAAAAAAAUGUAAUUCUUUUUAUCUGAUUUUGAAACUUAAUUUCCUUUCUUCUCUGAGCAUCCAGGCAGUGGAUGAAGAUAUCCUGAAUGCUAGUUUUCUUCUGACUUAAAGUUCUUUCUUUUUUUGUUGUUAUUGUUGUUUCCUUAUUUUGCAGUAAUUCCUCUCCUUUUUUUUUUUUUUGAAAAGGUACUAAUAGGGCAAGUCUACUUCAUAUGAGCAUAAACUACUCAUGGUUUGUGCUGCAGAGAGCAAUGAUAGCUUUCUUGAUCUCACCAGAAACAAUCAAAAAGCCUCUGGUAAUAUAUACCUUUAUAGGAUUCAUUGGAACUGGCUGUUUAUAAGUGGAUUGUUUUGUUUUGUUUUAAAAGAAGGUUUUUUUGUGUAGUUUUGGGAAAUGACAGAAUAUUCAGUGUACCUGAACAUUUUGAAGAAAUUACAUUUAGGUGGCGCAUAUGCAUAUCACCAGACAUGUCUUUCCAUAAAGCCUUAAUUAGAGAAUUCAGAUUUGUUGGGAAGUUCACCUUUAGGUCACUGUAACAAAUAUGUUUUAAUCAGCACUUUAAAACCUUUCACUAGCAAGAAUUGUCACAAAUUAUGAUGCAGUAUUUGACUUCAAACUUCUCAAUAUACUCACUUAGCACUCAUACUUUGAGGUAGGAAUUUUUUAAAAUGUAACUGUUAUUUCUCAAGAUAGCUGUAAAGUAAGCAUGCUAAGCCACUAACUGUAUCAGCAAUGCCAAACAUUUUUAAAGCUACCAUGGACAAAGUUUGUGCAAGAGAAAAUUAAAAAAAAAAAUGGCAUUCUUAUAAAAUCCAGGGUAUUUAUCAUAUUCAAAUCUGCUGUUUUUCUUAUUUAAAAUUAAGAUAUGAAAAAGUUUGUUAGAUAUUUUAGUAUCUUCCAGUAAUUCAGGACUAUAAAGAAAUUAUUACAUUUUUUGUUUUGUUUUUAUUUUUUUACAUUCAGUGCAAAUUAGGAAAAAUUGGAAAACCUGAUAUUUUUUAAAAAACCUUUUCAUUGCUUUUAGGGAACUAUUGAAUACCAUCAUGAUAGAAACACAUUUUAUAAGUGUAUUUGCAAGACUUUAAAGUGCUGCUGGUUUAAGUUUGUGUCUCAAAUAUUUCAUACAUACAUAUGUGUGUUCAAUAAAUAAAGCAAAAAUAUGCAUUUCAAAUUUCUGUGUGAUUUAACAGCUGAACUGUAUGGCAAGAUUAUGUGAUUCUGGUGUAUGUUAAGUUUAAACUCAAAUUAAAACAAAAAAAGAGGAAGCUAUUAACAUAAUGCUUUCAAUUAUAUCAAGGCUUCAGCCAUCCUUCAAAUGGGUAUUUAUCUGGUUGCUUACAAUAAAAAAUAUUCUACCUGUG